CACUUCCUUGGGAUACCUUGGGGGUGGAGAAAAUGUUGUUCCUAGCCGCCACUCUGGCCGCCCCUGUCCCGCGUGACGAAGCUAGCGGCCACUCUGGCCGCCGCCUCGACUGGGAUGCGUUCUUCACCGCUCUCGAGGUUAACGUCAACACAAACGUUCCCGUCACAGUGGGGGUCGGCGACGAGGCUGCUGCUGCUGCCAUCAGUGCAGCCAAGGGUCAGCAGGGAGGUGCGGUCGCGGAAUUUGCCCCUCAGGGCGCAGAGCAGCAGCAGCAGGGCGCAUACAACUACUACAGCUCGUACGGCGGCGGCCAGUACUAUGGUGGACAGAAUGACUAUGCUGGCAACGACCGGGCGCUGUUGCCGCCGUCUCCUCCACCACCUCCACCUCCUCCCUCGCCGCCGCCCUCGCCGCCGCCACCGCCGGUCGGCUUUCGUGACGACCGUGACGACUACCCUCCGCGGCGGGACGCGGCUUGGGAUGCCGCGUGGACGGGAGAGCGGUCGCCCGUUGCGCCUCACCCGGUCUGGGGCAGCGCCUCCCGGGAGAGCGGCUGCGGCUACGAGACGGUCGACUGCGGGCCAACCUGCUGCGGCGCGGGCGACCGCUGCCGGGACGCGCGGCUGGGGCAGUGCGCCGACCGAUACGGCAGACCGAAGGCUCCGGUGGGCUUCACCGGCGAUGCGGCCGAGGACGCCACCUCCGGUCUCCUCGGGUGGGUGGACAACUUCAAGCCUCCAGUUACCGUCAGCGUCGGCCCAAAGUUCAGACUGACGGGCUCAUCGCGAACGUGCGACUGCUACACUUGCGCCGGCGAUCCGUGCUCCCCCUCCUCGGGCAGCUCUACCCACCGCUGCAGCACCUGCGGCCCCUCAACCGCCCACUGCAGCGGCAGCCGCGACUCGAAACAGAUCGGAUGCUGGUUCUCGGGCGAGCCGAACCUGGAAGGUGGCCAUUGCCAGUGCCACUGAGGACUGCGGGGGGGGGGGGGGGGG
Molecule: messenger RNA, 995 nt
Organism: Emiliania huxleyi CCMP1516
Lineage: Eukaryota; Haptophyta; Isochrysidales; Noelaerhabdaceae
Exons: 1
Source: RefSeq, a predicted model, not a curated record